This is a messenger RNA of Belonocnema kinseyi, 1512 nucleotides long. Its product is annotated as zinc finger BED domain-containing protein 4-like. The transcript has a single exon. The record is from RefSeq and is a predicted model, not a curated record. NCBI's taxonomy places the organism in Eukaryota, Metazoa, Arthropoda, Insecta, Hymenoptera, Cynipidae. The coding region runs from base 1 to 1512 and encodes 503 amino acids.
AUGAAUGUUUUAGAUCAGGACCCUACAAUCUUGAAGAAAGAAGGUUUCAUUCGUUUGUUGUCCAAAUGCAUUCCGCAAUACAAACUUCCAGACGAAACUGUUUUUCCCACGGAAGUCAUUAGCGGCAUGUUUAAAAAAAUGGAAAAGAAAGUUGAAUUAGUAUUGUCUGGAAUUAACAGUGAAUGGAUCAGUGUAACUGUUAGUAGCUUUAAGUGCAAUGUCACUACUAAAAUUUGCUUACUACUGACAGUGUAUUGGCCAUGUACAGAUUUUCAGCUAAAUUCAGUUUUACUGCCAUCGAUUGACAUUUCCGGGACUCUUGAUCACCUACCCAAAGUAAUGGAAAAAGUAAAUGAAGCUCUGAAAAUCUGGAAAAUCCACAUGGAAAAAGUCCACACAAUUUUCACUAACUUUUCAAUCGAUGAAAGGAAAUACACCACGGAGAAGUGUUUUCUUUUUUUAAAAGAAUCUUGUUUCACGGAAAUUCUAAAUAAUUGCAACGUGCAAGAUGUGAUAGAAUGCACAAAGCUUUUCACUCAUUUUCAAACGUUUCUAGCUGAUCGCCUAAAAUUAAUCAAAACACUCGAAAAUGAAAAUGUGCAAUCCGGUUAUCUUCGCGCAAACAAGGCAAUCGAUACUUUCAUGCAAGAAGGUUCUACGACGAGUUUAUCGAUUUUGAUAAUACUAAGUCACCUGAUUGUCAUAGAAAGUGGCAUAAAAAAGUGGGCUGUGGAAGACAACAUACAAUACAUGUUGUCAACUCUGCAGUGGGAGCUCAUAGGAGAUGUGGUAGGAUUAACGGAUGCAUUUGAAAAGGCUGAAACGAAAAUGCUUUCAUCGACAUCUAUAAUAUCGGAGAUCAUACCUGCACUAGUACUCAUAAAGAGUUACAUACAGAAACGGAAGUGCAGUAUUUUAGGUUUAUCACUGCAAACAAGCCUGCUGACAGAAAUCGGCAUUCAUCUGGAUGACUUGGAGAAAAACACAUCCUUUUCGUUAGCAACUGUUUUGGAUCCUCGUUACAAAGGACACCUUUUUACAAAGGAAGCCCGAGAAGACAUACUAAGAAAUUUAGAAUACCAACUGAAAUUGGCCAAUAAUCAUCAGUGUGGAAGAAUCGAGAAUGAAGCUGCAGGAGGAAGAGAAAUUGAGAACUUUACAGGACAAUCUAAUUUCGUGCCAGAUUCCCUUGAAAGCUGCUUCGAAGAAAUGAUGACAGGCGUUCGACGGGAGGAGGAAAAUCAAAUGUAUGAAAAAGACGAAGUGAAGGAAGAAUUGAAUAUGUUCUUUCUGGACAAACUUGUGGACCAAAAGGAAUGUCCCAGGGAUUGGUGGUUCAAAAAUACAGGACAUUUUCCGAAACUGAGCAAAGUAGCUUUUCGCUUUCUUUGUGUAUCGACUGUUUGUUUGAAGAAGGAAGAUUUGUGUAAGAAAAAUUAUGAGAACUAUGAGGAGCUGAAGAAAAUAUUAUUUCUGAAGUAUAAUAUGACGCAGAUGAACGUCAAAUAUUGA